Molecule: messenger RNA, 2841 nt
Organism: Nerophis lumbriciformis (worm pipefish)
Lineage: Eukaryota; Metazoa; Chordata; Actinopteri; Syngnathiformes; Syngnathidae
Source: RefSeq, a predicted model, not a curated record
AUGGAUCGAGCAAGCUUCCUGCAGUUUGGAAGUGACCCGUUCGGCCUUCUUAGUGGUAUACUGACGAGAUUAAACAAUGGCGUCGUCGCAGGGAUGUUCCGUGCCCGUCAGAAAGCCUUGCAGGGCGCUGUCGUGCUAUCCGUGUUGGGGCUGCUUCUCUGGAUCUCCGCCUUUCUAUACGGUAGUUUCUACUAUUCCUACAUGCCCAUGGCUGCUUAUUCCACACCGGUAUACUAUCACUACAGGACAGACUGUGAUUCCCCAUACUCUUACAUGUGCUCCUAUCCUGUGGCCAACAUUUCUCUGAUGAGAAACGGCAAAUCUGUCUUGACAUUCGGCCAGGCCUAUCAAAUAACACUCGAGCUGGACAUGCCUGAUUCGGAAACCAACCGGGAGCUCGGCAUGUUCAUGAUCAGAACAACUUGCUUCUCUCGUGCAGGCGGUCAAGUGGCGACGUCCGCUCGCUCCGCAAGGCAGUUGCUCUCUGCUUCAAGUUCUCGCUUUAGUAUGCUGCGGUACCAGUCCAACCUUCUGAGGACAAUGACAACCCUGCUGUCCUUCCCAAUGCUCCUGAGUGGAGUUGCUGAGCAGAAACAAGUGUUGGGUGUGGAACUCUUCUCAGAAUACAAAGAUGACCCAUACUUCCCCUCGGCCACGGCCGUCAUUGAGAUAUUAUCCAGCAAGGUGCAGAUCUACUCGUCCCAGCUCUACAUCCAUGCUCAUUUCACGGGUGUAAGGUACUUACUGUACAACUUCCCAGUCCUGUCAGCUGUUGUGGGCAUGUCCAGCAACUUUAUCUUCCUCAGCAUCCUCUUGGUCUUCAGCUAUAUGAGGCUACUGUUUGGGAGGCCAGUUCAAGUAACACAGGUGUCUAGAUGUAUGUAUUACAACAUGGAUACGCCUUGGCAACGUGUCCCGAACUUGCAGGUGACACGAACGCUAAACCACAACUCUGUGCCGACAAGGGAGGUUAGAUGCAGUGGUUUCUUGACUUCAGGAGAGCAUGACGACCGCACGGGACCAAUUAAUCGCAACCGUAAAGGCAGAAAUUCCAAUAAAGGUCGCGCUCACGACCGUUUCCGCAGAGACCGGCAACGUGGUGGCGGGGGUGGCUUCGGGGGUCCUGGACCACGGUCCAGACUCGAAGACAUUGAUGGAGAUGUAGCAAUGAACGACAGCAGUCAAGACAGCAGCAAUCACAGCAGAUUCACACCCUACGGAAGGCACCCUCGGAAGGAUGGCCGAGACAGGCGACAAGGAAAGGGUGGAGGUGGUAGAGGAGGCGGCUUCAGAGGAGACCGAGGUGGUGGAGGCCGAAACCGCAGCAGUUGGUACAAAGUGACUAUUCCUCAUGGAAAAAAAUACAACAAGAAAUGGUUGUUAACUGCGCUUCAGAACAUCUGCUCUGUAACUUAUACACCUGUUCAGUACCACGUUGACGGUACGCGAGUCCAUUUCUAUUUGGAUGAUCCCACUGCAGCCAGCGCACUGCAUAAGUGCUCCCACAAGAUCACUGACACAGACGGUUACAAGGUGGAAGUUCAUGUCAAUCCCAGCAAUCCACCAAACCUCCUCCUGUCAGACCUAAAGCCUGUGGAUAUCGAACAUUUAAAGCAAUGUAUGUCCAAACGUUAUGAUGGCUCCCAACUAGCUCUGGAUUUAAACAACAUCCGGACAGACCCUGACUUGGUCUCCCAGAAUAUUGAAGUCAUCCUGAAUCGAAGGACACAUAUGGAAACUGUCAUCAAGAUUAUUGAAGAGAACAUUCCAGAGCUGACAGGCUUGAACCUGAGCAACAACCGUAUCCAGAAACUGGACGAACUUAGUGAAUUGGUCACAAAAGUGCCGAAUUUGAAGAGCCUGAACCUCUCCCACAAUGAACUUAAGUUGGACCGUGACCUGGACAAGUUGAAAGGUCUGAAACUGGUGGAGCUAUGGCUCGUCAGGAACCCCUUGUGCGACACCUUCAAGGAUCAGGCCUCGUACAUCAUUGCUGUACGAGAGAGGUUUCCUCGCCUGCUUAAACUUGAUGGUAAUGACCUGCCUCCUCCCAUUGGAUUCGAUUUGGAAACCCCAACCACUAUCCCUCCUUGCAAGGGAAGUUAUUUCGGGUCUGAUGAAAUCAAGGGCCUCAUCCUUCGAUUCUUGCAACAGUACUACAGUAUAUACGACUCGGCAAACAGACAGCCUCUCCUGGACGCUUACCAUGACGGCGCAUCGUUGUCUCUCACAAUUCCUUUCUCCUACCAGAAUCCUUCCAGGUCAAGUCUGGGAGAGUACCAAAAAGACAAUCGAAACCUGAAGCGCAUCAGAGACUCCACGACCCGCUUCAAACUGCUGAAACACACGCGUCUCAAUGUGGUGGCUUUUAUUAACGAGCUGCCCAAAACUCAGCAUGACAUCUCCUCCUUUACCAUUGACGUGAAUACCUACACUAACACACUACUUUCAUUCACUGUGAGUGGAGUCUUCAAAGAGGUCGCUGUCAAUGGGAAAUCCCGAGACUCCACCAUGGCUUUUUCACGGGUUUUCAUCACGGUGCCUGCAGGAAAUGCUGGUCUGUGCAUCGUCAACGACCAUCUCUUCAUCCGAUUGGCCUCGACGGAAGAGAUCCGCAAAGCUUUUGUGGCGCCUGCCCCGACGCCAUCUUCCAGCCCUGUGCCCACUCUCGCCGCACCUCUGCAGGAGAUGCUCACAGCCUUCUCACAGAAGUCUGGCAUGAACCUGGAAUGGUCACAAAAGUGUUUACAAGACAAUGAGUGGGACUUUGACAAAGCGGCACAAAUCUUUACACAGUUACAGACGGAAGGAAAAAUCCCUGAUGUUGCGUUCAUCAAAUAG